This is a messenger RNA of Rhopalosiphum padi (bird cherry-oat aphid), 2944 nucleotides long. Its product is annotated as N-acetylgalactosaminyltransferase 6-like. The record is from RefSeq and is a predicted model, not a curated record. Lineage: Eukaryota; Metazoa; Arthropoda; Insecta; Hemiptera; Aphididae. Gene Ontology annotation, cellular component: Golgi apparatus. Bases 317 to 2080 code for a protein of 587 amino acids. The transcript is spliced from 10 exons.
GCGGCUUGUCGUAUCUACGUACCAGCUCCGCCUUGUCGCUAUACGCUAUAUUAUUAUAUACCGUUGUAUCUAUUUUGAAAAUGCACUUCUUUACUUAUCUUUCGUCACCGCCAUCCGUCAUUACUCAUUAGUCAUUUAUGUCGAUAUUUCAAUUUCACUACUAUACUUCAUAAUGUUUAAAUCGCUAUGGGAACGAAUCGUUGCCUACUUAGUACGUUUGUCUUAGGUAAACCUACAUUGGUUCACAUUUUAAUAUAGGUAGGUAUAUAAUAUUUUUUAUUAUUAUGACUGGUUAUUUUCCAUGUCUUAAGUCAAAAUGAAACGAAAUCUUAAAAGCAUACUGAAGUAUUUACUUUUUAUUGUGAUCACUGCACUCGUGACAACUGUAAUUUUUAAAUUGUCUACACAAUUUAAUCGAUAUGAAAAUAAUAAAUCUAUGCAUGGGAAGACAAACAUUGCUGACAAACAAUUAUAUACAAAUAAAAAUCAUAAUAAUAAGAUUGAUUGGCAUGAUUGGGAAUUUACUAAUAGAGAGAAACAACGAAUUGGUAUUGGUGAACAAGGAGUUGGUGCUACAUUAUCAUCACUUAAUCGGCAUAAAUAUGAUGAGCUGUAUAAAGUAAAUGGAUUUAACGCCCUGUUAAGUGAUAGCAUAUCUGUUAAUCGCUCAAUACCAGAUAUACGGCACAAAUUGUGUCGUUUUAAAAAAUAUAGUAGUAAAUUACCUACAGUUAGUGUAGUUGUUCCUUUUCAUAAUGAACAUUUCUCAACACUUCUUAGAACUGUGUAUAGUGUCUUAAACCGUUCUCCUAAAAGUUUACUUAAGGAAAUAAUUUUAGUGGAUGAUUCAAGUACUAAAGCUAGUUUAAAGAGACCAUUGGAUAAUUUUGUAUCAAACAAUUUAGCUGAUACUGUUAAAAUCAUUCAUUUGAAAAAAAGACAAGGUUUAAUUAGAGCUCGUUUAGCUGGAGCUAGAAAAGCUACUAGUGAAAUUCUAAUAUUUUUGGAUUCACAUACGGAAGCAAAUGUUAACUGGUUACCUCCCCUUUUAGAACCUAUUACUGAAGAUUAUCGAACGUGUGUAUGUCCAUUUAUUGAUGUCAUUGCUUUUGAAACCUUUGAAUAUCGAGCACAAGAUGAAGGUGCUAGAGGUGCUUUUGAUUGGGAAUUUUUUUAUAAAAGAUUGCCACUGUUGCCUGAAGAUUUAUUGUAUCCUACUAAACCAUUUCGGAGUCCUGUGAUGGCAGGUGGUUUAUUUGCUAUAUCAGCUAAAUGGUUUUGGGAACUUGGAGGUUAUGAUCCCGGUCUUGAUAUAUGGGGUGGAGAACAAUAUGAAUUAUCAUUUAAAAUAUGGCAAUGUGGUGGUACUAUUUUAGAUGCACCUUGUUCAAGAGUAGGCCAUAUUUAUAGAAAGUUUGCACCGUUUCCUAAUCCUGGCAUUGGUGAUUUUGUUGGAAAGAAUUAUCGUCGUGUAGCAGAAGUAUGGAUGGAUGAGUAUGCUGAAUAUUUGUAUCUACGUAGACCACAUUACAGAAAUAUCGAUACAGGAGAUAUAUCUAAGCAGAAAAAAAUUAGAGAAAAUCUUAAAUGUAAACCAUUUGAAUGGUUCAUGCAUGAAGUAGCAUUUGAUUUAGUCGAAAAAUAUCCACCUAUUGAACCACCAGAUGUGUUUAAAGGAAAGAUAAGAACUUUUAAUGCUCCAGAACUAUGUUUAGAUGCUACAUCAGAAAACCUGCUCAAUUUAAAAGAAUGUAUUGAUAAUGAUGAUGAGAAUCAAAAAUUUAUAUUGAGUUGGCGGAAUGAUAUUAAAACAAGGAGUAAUAUGUGUUUGGAUAUAAGUGACUCAUCAUUCAAAGCAAAAAUUAGCUUAUAUGGAUGCCAUAACGGUGGAGGAAACCAACUGUGGCAUUAUGAUCAUGGUAAAAUGAAACUUGUCCAAGGAAAAAAUCCUAGAUGUAUGGAACAUGAUAUCAGUACCAGAAAAGUUUAUGUAACUCAAUGCAAACAAAACAUAGAUGAUCAAAAAUGGAUAAUAGAAAAUUUUAACUCUAAAUCAACUAACUGGUCAUUAACACAAUAAAGAACAAUAAAUAUUAUUUUAAGAUUUAAGUAACAAGUUAUUUGAACAAAUAAUUUAAAUAUUAAUACCUACUUAUUUAAUUUAUACGAUAAAAAAUGUAUAAUUUUUCUAGUUUUAUAUAAUGUAAAGUGAUAGAAUGUAUUAUCAUGAUGGUCAUAUUUUACAAAUUUAAUAUUAAAUAAAUAUUUUUAAAUAAACAACAUAAUUGAUAAAUUAUAAUUUAUUAUCAAUGUAAAAAAAAAAACCAAUAACAGAUAAUGCAAAAAAUAAAAAUAAAUCAUAGAAAUUAUAUUACAAAGUGCCUAAUAUUACAACAUUUUAUGUUACAUAGAAUAUACCUCAGUAUUAAUAUAAACAAAGUAUAUAUUUUUUUUUACUUAACACAUAUAUCUAAACCUUAAAUUGUGUUGGAUUAUCUGCAAUACAAAUCAUUUUAUGACUACUUUUAGACCAAAACGAUGCAUAUUUGAAUUUAUUUCAUAUUAUAUACGUUUUAACAUGAAAGUAAAUAAUUGUCUUUUACAAAAAUAUACAAACAUCAAUUGGUCUCUAAAGCAUUGAUACUUGACACUUAUACCAUACAAUGUUUGUUAUAUUUUUUACUUUUGUCUGUGAUAUUAUUAUUUUAAAUUAUAUGUUGUUACCAAUUUAUAUUCUUUAGUCUUAACAAUAUUAUAAUGAACUAUAUAACUUGUCUGACAUUGUAUAAAGCAAUUUUAUAAUUAUUUAUUGAAAUAAUGUAUAUUUUAUAUUUGGCUGAUUAUAAAUUAAACAUUAAGCUCUACUACUAUUCAUUAUAUUAAUUGUGUAAUAAUUUAAAAUACAAUGGAAAUUAUAAAUAUAAACAUCAAAAUGUAUUUAAUA